AUGGACGUCUCCUACAACUCAACUGAGCACGACUUGGCUAGUGAUUACAUUCUCGAACGGAAGCCUAGCGCCGUCCAAUCUAGUCGUGAGCAGUGUUCGCAUCUCAAGAUAUCCAUGUUGGGGCCUAGCCCCAAGGCCACGAUGUCUUUGUUUUGCACGCUUCUACGAGGAAAAGUGCCUCCCAUCUCUGCCUUACCAGACCCGAUCGGUGUAGACUGGGGACUUCGCCGCCUUCAAAACAAUGGUUCAGAGACGCGUAUGACACUGUGGGCACUCAGCGCUGCUGAGGCCUUUUCGGAACUUCGAGCCGAUCUGUGCUCACAAAGUCACGCCAUACUCCUUAUCCUCGAUGCAGACAGUGCUCGCUUAUCUGAGCAAAUGCAGCAGCUGCAGAGGCUGAUGCAGUCAGCUCAGGUCCACGCUCAGCCCAGCCACAAUCCCGCCUUGUUCCUCGUUGCAGCGGGCGGACAAGGGUCCCUCUGGGAGAAAGCUGCGGCAGAGUGCCGGCGGUUUGCAGCAGUUCAUCACUGCCGCUUUCUUGAAGUGCAGCCACUGAGCACUUCUGGGACGGAGUCUUUAUUGCACUUGUUGGCAUCUAGUAAUUCGCGUCCUGUGGAUGUUGAAGAGUGA
Molecule: messenger RNA, 630 nt
Organism: Eimeria acervulina
Lineage: Eukaryota; Apicomplexa; Conoidasida; Eucoccidiorida; Eimeriidae
Exons: 3
Coding region: 1-630 (209 amino acids)
Source: RefSeq, a predicted model, not a curated record